CAGCAGAAAUUGUUGACGCGACCGCGUUUUGAAUGAAUUUUUUGCGCCACCGUCGCGUGUCUAGGAAAGGGGAAAAAAACAAAAACAAAAAACAAAGGCACACACAUUCUGUAGACUCUUUACUUUCCCCAUUCAGUCUCCCUCCCACACACACGCAUUCAGACACCUUGCCAACAUGUCGCUGUUCGAUGAAGUGGUCAUGACCGAUAGCGGCAACGACUCCGAGUCUGGGCAUUCCUCCUCAACCGGCGCUGGCGGAAGCGGAAGUGGAAACGGUGGUCCUAACGGCAACGGCAACGGCAACGGCAGCGGGCCUCUCUCCCCCGCCGCCCUUGCGGCACUCUCCGCCAGCGGUCGACUCAUUAGACUACUCGCCCGCGAGAAAGAGCUCAUCGCGACACUGGAGCAACUCACACGGGAUAUUGAACAGCUAGAAAAGGCGCCCAGUCAUGACGAGGACGAGACGAAAGCACAGGCUGGAGGAGAGGACAAUGAGGGCAAUGAGGAUGAGACGGAUGACUUGGAGGAAUUCGAGGCGCCGGAAUGGUGUGUGCCCAUCAAGGCGAAUGUCAUGACUUACGAUUGGGAUAGUCUUGCUGCAGAGUGCCAGUUCGACGUAAUCUUGAUGGAUCCACCAUGGCAGCUGGCUACCCACGCACCUACUCGAGGAGUCGCUAUUGCAUACCAGCAGCUCCCAGACAUCUGCAUUGAGGAGUUACCGGUACCAAAGUUGAGCUCGAACGGAUUCAUCUUCAUCUGGGUCAUCAACAACAAAUACGCCAAAGCUUUUGAUCUAAUGCGGAGAUGGGGAUAUAGUUACGUGGACGAUAUUACAUGGGUAAAACAGACAGUGAAUCGGAGGAUGGCUAAGGGCCACGGAUACUAUCUUCAACACGCCAAAGAGACAUGUCUUGUCGGAAAGAAGGGCGAAGAUCCGCCUGGAUGCAGGCACUCCAUCGGGUCGGAUGUAAUUUUCUCGGAGCGUCGUGGACAGAGUCAGAAGCCCGAGGAGCUCUACGAGCUCAUUGAGGAGCUAAUUCCCAAUGGCCGGUACCUUGAAAUCUUUGGGCGUAAAAACAACCUUCGGGAUUAUUGGGUUACAGUCGGAAACGAGUUGUAGAGGACGCGAGCCAAGAAUAAAGGUCGUUGAAGUGCAU
Messenger RNA from Gamsiella multidivaricata, 1157 nucleotides. Its product is annotated as MT-A70-domain-containing protein. Gene Ontology annotation, cellular component: RNA N6-methyladenosine methyltransferase complex. Gene Ontology annotation, molecular function: nucleic acid binding; methyltransferase activity. The transcript has 5 exons. NCBI's taxonomy places the organism in Eukaryota, Fungi, Mortierellomycota, Mortierellomycetes, Mortierellales, Mortierellaceae. Bases 176 to 1120 code for a protein of 314 amino acids. The record is from RefSeq and is a predicted model, not a curated record.